Messenger RNA from Phragmites australis (common reed), 1982 nucleotides. Its product is annotated as fasciclin-like arabinogalactan protein 11. The record is from RefSeq and is a predicted model, not a curated record. The coding region runs from base 955 to 1737 and encodes 260 amino acids. The transcript has a single exon. NCBI's taxonomy places the organism in Eukaryota, Viridiplantae, Streptophyta, Magnoliopsida, Poales, Poaceae.
AAGAUGUUUAAGCUCCAACUGUAUUCGUCAUUGGCAUUUUGGACCAACAGUUCUAUUUGCCAUUGACAUGUUAUGUGGUUAUGUACAUGUACAUGGACGCACCACCUUGCUGAUGGGGACGGUUGGAUCAGAUGUUAGCAUCUUAGCAGGCUAAAGCAUACCGGAACCUACUGUGCAUGAUGCAUCUCGAUCGUAGUCGUUUUUUUUUGUUGUCAAGCUGAAUGAAUCGAAGGCCCAUUGCUACUCUCCGGAAUAAUCGGUAGAUGCACCAGCUAUUCAUUCUGAAAGAAAUGCACCAGCUGCUCCAUUUACUUUGGCCGUAGAAAUAUUCCCUGGUUAUCGAUCUGAUCUUUCAUGUUGGUUUGGUGAUAUGAUACCACCGGACAGAGUGUCUUUGUGGUGAGGAACAUUGGUAGAUCCUGGCUUGCACUCUCUCUGGCUUCACGAGGAGGAUUGAAGAUUGAUCUGCGAAAUUUAUUGAAGUUAUCUCUGCUCGAUCUUCACCCGGCUAAGAGCCUAAGAUCGGAACAUCUGUCCCGUUUCAUGUUUCGUCAAUCGGGAGAUCUUUUCAUUUAAUCGGUCCUACCAAAAGAACAGCUUAUCAGUGGCCCUUGCACACAAUAGAUCACCAUCAUCACCGCUCUGAUCGUCAAAAAGAAGAGGAAAAUGGAGAGGAAAUUGGCCCCUCCGCAUACACUUGCUGCUGCUUGAAGCAACCCGGCUGUUAGCUUGUUCCACCUUGGCAUGGCAGCUCACCUGAAUGUUUGGUGCCCUGUAACUGUGAGACUUACAGCUCACUCCUUUCCUGCUCUCCCCUAACCCAACCACCUUGUUAUAAGUGGCAGCAUCACAAGCCUCUCUCAACACUGUCACACUGAGUUGCACUGCACUCACUGCGUUGUGUUGGUUGCAUGCACAAAGCCGGUCACGAGCGGUAGUGAUCACCAACACACCAUGCAUGCCAUGCAGAGGCUUGUGGUUCUCCUCGCCGUGCUCUCCGUAGCGACCACGGCGUCGGCGCAGGGCCCGACGGCGGCGCCGGCCACGCCGACGCCUACGCCGACCCCCGUGGCGCCGGCUCCUGUGGCCGGGACGACGAACAUCACGGGCGUGCUGGCCAAGGCCGGGCAGUUCAACACGUUCAUCCGGCUGCUCCGUUCGACGGGCGUGGCGGAGCAGAUCGACAACCAGCUCAGCAGCUCCGGCAACGGCCUGACGGUUUUCGCGCCCACGGACAACGCCUUCACCUCGCUCCCCUCCGGCACGCUCAACUCGCUCUCCGACCAGCAGAAGAACGCGCUCGUCCAGUUCCACGUCCUCUCCACGCUCAUCCCCAUGUCGCAGUUCGACACCGUCAGCAACCCGCUCCGGACGCAGGCCGGCAACAACUCGCCGGGGCAGUACCCGCUCAACGUGACCGCCGAGGGCCAGCAGGUGAACAUCUCCACGGGGGUCGUCAACGCCACCGUCGACAACUCGCUCUACUCCGGCGACAACCUCGUCGUCUACCAGGUGAAUAAGGUGCUGCUGCCGGCGGCGCUCUUCGGGUCGCCCGCUCCCGCGCCCGCACCGCUCGCGCCGGCCAAGAAGAAGGGGAAGACGCCAGCGUCCGUCGCUGACGCGCCCGACGCCGCCGACGCGUCCCCGGACGCAACCGCGUCGCAUGCGGCGGCGAGGGUGACGGGUGGUGGCCUCGCGGCGGUGCUUGCGUUGGCCGGAGUGUGGUGGGGGCUGUGACGUCGAUGAGAGUGUGAGGUCUCGGUGGUUAAUUCGCAUGCCAUCUCUCUUUUUGUCUACUUUUCUAAGGUGUUGUUGGUCUUUUCGUUAUUCCUUCGGCCAUUUUUGGAUGAUUUGUUCUUCAACGCCAUUGCAAUAGCUAGGAGUACGUCAUGUUAUAUUGGCGUCGCAUUUUUACGUAAUGCUACUAAAUUAAUACGUGUUGUGUAUAUUGCAGUCAUGCAGAUGCAGGGUCUUCCGGAUUA